UAUUAUCCUCGGGAUUGCUUGAGGAGAGAGAAGGAGCAAGCACGCGCCGUCAGCGAGCAGAUGAUAUAGCUGGUCUAUCCCUGUUUCCAGCCUGACAAUCGAGCGUAUCAUCUACAAAAAUGUGGCAGCCUGCGUCGGAGCGAUUGCAGCAUUUACAGACCAUGCUGAAGACCAAACUCAACGUGCUGACGCUCCGCAAGGAGCCGCUGCCUACAGUGAUCUUUCAUGAGCCAGAAGCCAUCGAGCUGUGCUCCACCGCACCUCACACCAAGAACCGCACACACACAGGAUACAAGGUAACCUACCUUGGCAAGGUGACGAUUUCCGGCACUCACUUCCUGUCCGGCUGCACCGAGUCAGCUGUGGUGGGAUUAUGGGACACCAAGCGGACAUCAGUGGCCCACGAUGACUCCAUCACCUCUAGCAACGGCAUACUGGAGAUCCGGCCGUUCCAGGUACGACUGCAUCACCUGGACGGCCGGGGCGAGACUACGGGGGCCAUGGACACCUUCCAGGUGGCUCGCAUCGCGUACUGCACGGCGGAUCACGACGUCAGCCCCAAUGUCUUCGCCUGGAUCUACCGGCAAAUCAACGACGAUCUGACCUUCCAGAUGGACUGCCACGCCGUGGAGUGCGAAAGUAAACUGGAGGCCAAAAAACUGGCGCACUCCAUGAUGGAAGCCUUUAAGAAAACCUUCCACAGCAUGCACAGCGAAGGACGCAUCCACAAGAGCGGCUCGUCCGACGAGUUCCCCGAAGAGGCCAGCACACCCGACGACGGCUGAGAGACCCCCGGGGCUCGGGAACGCCUCUCGCGCUCUUCACGUCUUUGUGCCAUAAUAGAAUAUGCAGAAAAAUAACCACAGCAGAAAGAGAACGCAAAUGGAAAUUCAAACCACAAACCAAGAAACUAGUCUGCCUUUUUUCCGUCUCGGCUGCCAGACAGUUCGUGCCCGUUUUAUUAAAGCGUCCACACUCCCACUGGAAAGCUGCUGGUUUUGAUAUGGCAGGUGUGAAUUGGCAAGAACUUGUUACACGUUCACCUGUUAUGUUGCUUUCGUCCUGCCCAUCAAAACCGUUGGAUCUGGGAGUUCCUGAUGUGUGUGCUGAAAUCUUUUAUGUCAUUUUUUUAGAUAAUGCAGAGGUGUGUUUCCGAGAGAUAAAAAAGAUAUUUAUGGUGGGCAGCCAGUCCAGGGCAUUUCUUUACCUUUAUCGGGCCAUUGAAGUGUAAUUAUAGGGACCAUCCAUCGAUAUCAGUGUUAUUUUUUUUUUUUAAAUGCCAAAAGUCAAUGUGCGAUCUAGGGUUUGUUUGUCUGCAGCUCAUGAGCCUUUGAUUAACUAUGGAACGGGUUCUCUUCUACAAACUGAGUGCGCUUGUCUGUCCAGCGUAGUUUAGUGUGUUUGUGUGCGCGAGGCACUUUCCAACAAAAAAUACUAACGCUUUUGGGUUAAAUAAAAUGUUGAAAGCAAGAUGUUCCAGAUGCAUCUGUAUUUUAAAGCCAUAGUUCACUCAAAAUUAAAAUUCUGUCAUCAUUUACUCAACCUCAUUUCUUUGUGUAUAUUUCUGUUGAGCACAAAAGAAGACAUUUUGAGGAGUGUUGGGAACUAAUAAUUGCGGUAGCCAUGAACUUCCAUAGUAUAGAAAAAAAAUAUAUAUAAGAGACUUUCAUUUUUUGGGUGAACUAUUAUUUCUUGAACUCCUGCAGGGUCAUGUUCACCCUUGUUUUUGAGCAAACUCCAGUCAUUCUGAUAGUAGUCUGCAAACGUUUUGUGAGGAGGAAAGAGUUCACCGUGCAGAUUUUGCUUGGUUUGAAAGAGGCUUAAGUGUGAGCUGAGCUUGAUACAUUGCUAAGCUAUUUAUAGUAGACCUUUCGACGCGAAAUUUACGAUAUUGUGACCACACCUGUAAUUCACGAAACUUGCGAUAGGUCCUUUUGAAACAAGGCUUCAUGAAACAUUUUUUUGUAGUUGUUGUUUCGAAUCGCUGAAUCAAACUCCCCAAAUCAUGUGAUUUUAGCUUAAGUAAGGCUUUGUGAUGCCGAAUUGUUUCAAACCUCGACUUCAAAACAUAAAAAUCCAGAUGCUGUGGAUCUAGUGAAACUAGUAGUGUUUUUUUUUUAACUGAGUCAGGUUCAUUUUUAAUAAAGUUUGCAUGUAUAAUUUAAGAAAAUUAGGCUAUACUUCUAAUUACGCUUCUAAUUGCCUAGCACCUGCCAAAUGAAGCAAAAACAAUAAUUACAAUACAAAUUAAUAAAACGCAAACUUCAAAGAACCUUCAUAUGUAAUUAUUUGUGGAUUACCUUUAAUAGAUUACACUUUCAUGAAAAUAUUUGCAGUUGGUUUAUAAAAGGUGUCAUAAUGAGUUUUUAUUACGUUUACACUUUUUUUGACCAGCAGGUGCCGCCAGUCUGUACAGAUUUUGUGUGCUUUGAAACCGUAAAUGAUUUUAUGAAGCAAAUGAUUCAGCUGAUUCCAAGCUUCAAAAAGCGUUGUUUCUGCCAUCGCUAACGGUCCUUCGUUCACGUGUUGGGACGACUUUCUGGUGGAUUUGGAGAGAGCGGUGUUAAUGUUUUGUGCAGGGAGAGGGAGGACCCCAAUAGCAUAGCUGCCCCUUAGAGUGCCUGUCUCUCCCAUGCUGAAUGUAUGACGUCUCUUGUGCUGCAAGCGCUAUAUACAGUAUGUACUGGUACUGAAAGCCUUUUUUAAAUAUUAUUAUAAUUUUACUUUUUUUUUGGUUUAAAUAUACAUUUGUAUUUGCAGGUAAUUUGGAAGCUGUAUAGUGGUUUAGAGUCACUCUUUGUACAAGAUGCCCAGCAGUACGUGUGUGUAAUUAUAAUGCAUGCGUGAUUUUACACGUGGCUCCACCCACCGGUGAAAACCCUGUUAUGGGACGAUGGAGUGUGGAGCAUCGAGCAGAUGAAUGAACCGACUCUACUUUGAAUUCUGAUUUGAAAUCGGAUUCUAAUUGGGAUUUGGAUUCUGUUGGAGUGCAUCUGGCAGUGACAUUUAUAAAUCUAAAGAAAUAUAUAUAAAAGAUAUAGAGCUACAGUGUAUUUGAAAAAAAAAAACAUUUGAUUAGUGUAAAUACAAAUGUAUCCAUUUUUUCUUCUUCUUUUCAAUAAUGCAUUAAAUGUUUGAUAUUUUGAAGUGACAAGCACCAUUGAAGAAAUCAGUGUUAAGGCCGACUGUGAAUUUGGCCUGGAAGCGGAGGCCAGCCUUCAUUGUGAGUGAUGAAAUGUCAGGAGAGAAUGAAGAUGAGCGUCUCGUUGUUGUUGUUGUUGUUUAAUUUGUAAAAUUGCAGAUGAACAUUCUCACUACGUACGUCUUAAUGGCUCAGACCCGCUUUAAUGUUCUGAAAUGUCACCAUGUGUUUUUUAUGCUGUAUUUGCAAAGAUAAAAAGAUACAGUCAUAUAUAAACUAUUUACCAAGCUA
Carassius gibelio (silver crucian carp) is the source of this 3433-nucleotide messenger RNA. Its product is annotated as PTB-containing, cubilin and LRP1-interacting protein. Gene Ontology annotation, cellular component: cytoplasm. The coding region runs from base 120 to 785 and encodes 221 amino acids. Gene Ontology annotation, biological process: regulation of mitochondrial membrane potential; regulation of reactive oxygen species metabolic process; negative regulation of insulin receptor signaling pathway. Lineage: Eukaryota; Metazoa; Chordata; Actinopteri; Cypriniformes; Cyprinidae. The transcript is spliced from 3 exons. The record is from RefSeq and is a predicted model, not a curated record.